AUGGGACGCUCUUGCUGUGGAGCCACGCCCUCUCAGGCAGAUACAAUCAACAAAUUUGUGCCAAAAAACUCAGAGACGUCCAGUCGAGAGAACUCUUGUGGAAACGGCGAUAUCCAAAACAAUGAUGACAACAAUACAGAUUCCUCUGCUAAAGCCACAGACACCUGCUACCAAGAGCCUACCGAUUCUUGCAAGGGUAAGGCUCGGCCUGCGGCUUGCGAGGGAGGCUGCUGCGACCAGUCUAGCGAGGCUAUUGGUGAAAAGGAUGUCCCUUCUUUGGGUGCUUCUACCUCUAAGGAAGCUUGUUGUGCAGAAGAUUCUACCAUCAAGGCUGGAAUGCUAAGCCCCAGUGUUUCCUGUCCUGGUACCCCAUGGUUGAGCAAACCUGCUACUUCGGUUGAACCUACCGUGGCAGAGUGCUGCCAGGGCAAGCCUUCGCCCUGCUGUGAUGAAACCUGCCUCGACCGUCUGGCUUUACGUGAGUGUGAUACCGGGUCAAGCACCCAUCGCAUGGAAACAGCUGGAUACUCUUGUUCCUCGAUAUCUACACCGGCGGAAGGUGCGAAGAUCAACCGCGGAGCGUGCGACCGUCACUAUCGCUCAGUUAGAGAGCAGUAUGCUGCUAGGCUUACGGCACUCGGAUGUAUCUGCCGUGCCCUUCUUGCCCUUGGCAAGGAAUCAUGCUGCGAGCCUCGAAAGCGCUCUUCGCUGGGUAAGGGGCGAUGCUCCGAACGACCAUUGAAACAGUCUCUCUCUCGCGUUUCGGUUGAAUCUCGCCGCACAUGUGGAAUGCCUAGAAGUCGAUCGCCCGGCCGAAGUAUCAACCACGGCGGAACGUACAAAAUUGCAGGUGGUGUUCAAAAGAGUGCCAGCCAAGGUUGCUCUGCUAACUCUUGCUGCAAACCCAAUACUACCACAUUCAGUGAUAACUGUGUCGAUCCCUGCGCCCCCGAAGCAGACGGAAGGAAAAUCAAGUCAGCAGAUAGCUCCUGCGCUGAUAUUUGCUGCACCCCCAAAAAGCUAUCCUUACCCAAAGACAAGAAGAGUGGGACCGUCAGCAUCACCCCCGAUCUAGAGGGCCAAGCCAUAGGCGUUGAGCACGCUGUUCUCUCGAUAUCUGGUAUGACCUGCACUGGGUGCGAGACGAAACUCAACAGAACCCUCGCGACAGUGGCAGGCAUUAAGAAUCUGAGGACCAGUCUAGUUCUCUCUCGAGCUGAAUUUGAUUUGGAUCUCAAUCUCUCAACUAUGGACUUUGUUAUGAAGCACUUGGAACGGACUACAGAGUUCAAAUGUGAGAUCAUCACCAGUAAUGGGUCAACUAUGGAUAUGAUUGUUUCUGGGGAUCCAUUCUUGAUCGUCAACCAGGCUUGGCCAGAUGGCGUGAGUGACAUAUCGCUUGUCGAGAAGAGUACUAUUCGCGUUUCUUUUGACCCCGAAGUGGUCGGGGCACGAGAUCUCAUUGAAAAACACUGGGGCGAGAUUGCAAAGCUUGCACCCAUUUGCGCUGACCCAGCACUCGCAGCUGGAAGCAAGCAUGUCCGCCAUUCCGGCUUCAUGACUCUCUUAUCUGCAGUCCUCACGAUCCCAGUGUUGGUCAUGUCAUGGGCCCCCAUCCCUAAGAGAGAAAUUGCCUAUAGCUCUGCCUCACUGGCUUUAGCUACUGUCAUUCAGGUUGUGAUAGCAGGGCCUUUUUAUCCUACAGCUUUGAAGGCCCUUCUCUUCUCGCGAGUCAUUGAGAUGGAUCUUCUUAUCGUCUUGAGUACUAGCGCGGCAUACAUUUUCUCUGUGGUCUCUUUCGGCUUUCUCGUUGCUGGUAACCCUCUAUCCACUAGCCAGUUCUUCGAGACAAGUACCCUUCUGGUUACAUUGAUCAUGUUCGGACGAUAUAUCGCCACUCUUGCGCGACAAAAAGCAGUGGAGUCAAUCUCCAUUCGAUCACUUCAGGCCCAAACUGCCCUUCUUGUGAACCCUUCAAACUCUUCGGAGGCUCAAGAAAUUGACGUUAGGCUACUGCAAUAUGGAGACACAUUCAAAGUCCUGCCUGAUGUGAGAAUCCCCACCGAUGGAACUGUUACAUCUGGUUCAUCAGAAGUAAACGAGUCGAUGCUCACUGGAGAGUCCCGUCCUGUCGAAAAAAAUCCCAAAUCCCGUGUUAUUGCAGGGACUAUCAACGGAUCGGGAAGUCUAGUUGUUAGGCUAACUCGCCUCCCGGGUGACAAUGCCAUUAACACUAUCGCCGCCAUGGUCGAUGAAGCCAAGCUUUCUAAGCCAAAGAUCCAGGAACUCGCGGACAAGGCGGCUUCCUAUUUUGUUCCAGUCAUUGUGGGUUUGACUAUCGUCACAUUUGUUAUUUGGGUUGCUGUUGGCAUAGCAAUACAAGGCAAGACCGGUUCCGAAGCAACCGUCCAGGCUGUCACCUACGCCAUCACCGUGCUUAUUGUCUCCUGCCCUUGCGCCAUUGGUCUCGCCGUACCGAUGGUGGUUGUAAUCUGCAGCGGUAUUGUGGCGGAGCGAGGUGUGAUAUUCAAGUCCGCACAUUCCAUCGAAGUCGCACAUAGGGCCUCUCACGUGGUCCUUGACAAGACAGGAACCCUAACUCGGGGAAAGCUCAGCGUAGCCGUUGAACACUACCUUGAAAAUGGAGAAUCAUGCCUGUCACUUCUUUUGGGCCUGGUUGGCGACAGCAAGCACCCGGUUUCGGUUGCUGUUGUUAAUCAUCUUAGACAUAAGGGGAUUUUUGCAACAACUGUCCCCGACGUUAAAAGCUUAACUGGCCGAGGUGUGGAAGCAAAGCUUGCUAAUCAAUCACUACAAGCUGGAAAUUCUCGCUGGCUAGAGCUUUCCACCCACCCGCUGGUACAGCCGGUGCUUACACAAGGCUACACCGCGUUCUGCUUUACCAUAGACGGUGCACUACUUGCAGUCUUCGGUCUCGAGGACUCUCUCCGAGCUGAUGCAACCCAUGUGGUCAAGGCUCUACAGAAACGCGGGGUCUCCGUUCAUGUGGUAUCAGGCGAUGAUGAAGGCGCCGUGCAAAACGUAGCCACAAAGUUAGGAAUCCCCGAGGGCAACGUUCAUGCUCGGAGCUCUCCGGCAGAUAAACAAGUCUAUAUCAAAAGUCUCCUAGGCAAUUCUUCAGAUGGUAAGGUGCCGAUUGUCAUAUUUUGUGGGGAUGGCACUAAUGAUGCCGUGGCUCUCGCGCAAGCUACCAUUGGCGUUCACAUGAACGAAGGUAGCGACGUUGCCCAGUCUGCAGCUGAUGUUGUGCUUAUGCGUCCAGAUUUGUCUGGUCUCCUCACCGUGAUGAAUGCUAGCAAGGUCUCUGUGAGACGCAUCAAAUUCAACUUCGUUUGGAGCUUUGUUUACAACACAUUUGCUGUGCUCCUUGCGGCCGGGGCCUUUGUGAAUUCCAGAAUUCCACCCCAGUUUGCGGGACUGGGGGAGCUAAUUAGCGUACUGCCUGUCAUCAUCGCUGCUGUGCUCUUGCGCUGGUCCAAGAUCUAG
Molecule: messenger RNA, 3507 nt
Organism: Penicillium expansum
Lineage: Eukaryota; Fungi; Ascomycota; Eurotiomycetes; Eurotiales; Aspergillaceae
Product: cation-transporting P-type ATPase PCA1
Exons: 2
Coding region: 1-3507 (1168 amino acids)
Biological process (GO): monoatomic cation transport
Cellular component (GO): membrane
Molecular function (GO): metal ion binding; ATPase-coupled monoatomic cation transmembrane transporter activity; ATP binding
Source: RefSeq, a predicted model, not a curated record